Messenger RNA from Nannospalax galili (Upper Galilee mountains blind mole rat), 2482 nucleotides. It is a transcript of the gene Tkfc, whose product is annotated as triokinase and FMN cyclase. NCBI's taxonomy places the organism in Eukaryota, Metazoa, Chordata, Mammalia, Rodentia, Spalacidae. The transcript has 18 exons. Gene Ontology annotation, cellular component: cytosol. Bases 359 to 2095 code for a protein of 578 amino acids. Gene Ontology annotation, biological process: glycerol catabolic process. The record is from RefSeq and is a predicted model, not a curated record. Gene Ontology annotation, molecular function: ATP binding; glycerone kinase activity.
GCCGCGGUGCCCGCAGGAGAGCGAACCUCAGCGUGCUCCAGACUUUGCGGCUACGGCUCUCCGGAUGGCUGAGCCCUGCGGGGCUGGCCCGGGUCGGUCCUUGGACACCCGAUACCCGCUGCGAGCUAGCCCGCCGACUCCCCGGCCCGCCGCGCCCCUCGUCCCUCCUCCAUUGCUCCAGGAGUCCUUGGGGCUGUUUUCCCCAUCUGGAACCGGAAGGACUGCAGAGUCCUAGAAACGGGGAGAGAGGUGACAACGGGUGCUGCUGCCACCUCCACUUCAGACCACGUAGCACUCAUAGGAUUGCCCACCCUGUGGCAGCUCAGAACAGAAGUGUGAGAUCAACUUGUUUCCCACCAUGACCUCCAAGAAACUGGUGAACUCGGUGGAAGGCUGUGCUGAUGAUGCACUUGCUGGGCUAGUGGCCUGUAACCCUGAUCUGCAGCUCCUACAAGGGCACCGUGUGGCCUUACGCUCUGAUCUGGACAGCCUCAAGGGCCGGGUGGCCCUGCUCUCAGGUGGAGGAUCAGGCCAUGAGCCUGCCCAUGCUGGUUUCAUUGGGAAAGGAAUGCUGACAGGGGUCAUUGCGGGAGCUGUGUUCGCCUCCCCAGCUGUGGGCAGCAUCCUGGCAGCCAUCAGGGCUGUGGCUCAGGCAGGCACAGCAGGCACCCUCCUCAUAGUGAAGAACUACACUGGGGAUCGACUCAACUUUGGGGUUGCUAUGGAGCAGGCCCGGGUUGAGGGCAUCGCUGUGGAGAUGGUAGUCAUUGGGGAUGACAGUGCCUUCACUGUCCUGAAGAAGGCAGGCCGACGUGGCCUCUGUGGCACAGUUCUCAUCCACAAGGUGGCAGGUGCUCUGGCUGAGGCAGGAAUGGGGCUGGAGGAGAUCACAAAGCGGGUGAGCGUGAUCGCCAAGGCCAUGGGUACCCUGGGAGUGAGCUUGUCCUCCUGCAGCGUUCCUGGCUCCAAACCCACCUUUCAGCUCGCAGCCGACGAGGUGGAGCUGGGCCUGGGGAUUCAUGGAGAAGCUGGUGUGCACCGGAUAAAGAUGGCACCUGUCGAUCAGAUUGUCACACUCAUGCUUGACCACAUGACCAGUGCCUCCAAUGCUUCCCAUGUGCCUGUGCAGCCAGGCUCCUCAGUGGUACUAAUGGUCAACAACCUGGGUGGCCUGUCCUUCCUGGAACUGGGCAUCAUAGCUGAUGCCACCGUGCGCUUGCUAGAGGGCCGUGGGGUAAAGGUCGCCCGUGCCCUUGUGGGCACCUUCAUGUCAGCUCUGGAGAUGCCUGGUGUUUCCCUUACCCUGUUGCUGGUGGAUGAACCCCUUCUCAAGUUGAUUGAUGCUGAAACCAGUGCAGUAGCCUGGCCUAAUGUGGCCAAGAUCUCUGUGACUGGGCAGAAGCGGAUCCGGGCAGCUCCCACUGAGCCUCAGGAGGUCCCUGAGGCCACUGCAGCAGGAGGAGAAGCCUCGAAGCAGAUGGUGCUUGUGUUGGAGCGGGUGUGUACCACCCUUUUGGGUCUGGAGGAACACUUGAAUGCCCUGGACCGGGCCGCUGGUGAUGGGGACUGCGGCACUACCCACAGCCGUGCUGCCAAAGCUAUCCAAGACUGGCUAAAGGAGGGCCCAGCCCCAGCCAGCCCUUCCCAGCUACUCUCCAGACUGUCUGUCCUGCUGCUGGAAAGGAUGGGAGGCUCAUCUGGGGCGCUCUAUGGCCUGUUCCUGACUGCAGCUGCUCAGCCUCUCAAGGCUAAGACUGACCUACCAGCCUGGUCUGCUGCUAUGGAUGCCGGCCUAGAGGCCAUGCAGAAGUAUGGAAAGGCUGCACCAGGAGACAGGACUAUGCUGGAUUCUCUGUGGGCAGCAGGACAGGAGCUCAAAGCCUGGAAGAACCCAGGAGCCAAUCUCUUCUCGGUCCUGACUAAAGCAGUCAAGAGUGCAGAAGCUGCAGCCGAGGCCACCAAGAACAUGGAGGCUGGUGCCGGGAGAGCCAGUUACAUCAGCUCUUCACGGCUGGAGCAACCAGACCCUGGAGCAGUGGCAGCUGCUGCCAUCCUCCGUGCCAUCCUGGAGGUCUUGCAGAUCCAGAGAGCCUGACUGCCUCCCUCCUCCACUCUCCUCGCUAUACUGAGGUGCCCCGUCACUUCCUUCUGCCCUCCAGUGGGCACCUUUGCCCUCGCUCACCCUAACAUCCAUCUACAUGGAACAGAAUAUCCUCCACACCUCCUCUGUUCCAUGCAGACAGCAUCUGGCUGGAUGACUCGGGCAUCCCGCCAGCACUGCUCUUUCCUUCCUCAAUGAGGAGUCCCAGAUCAUGUCUACCCUGCCACAAGCAGCCCUGGGUGCCUGUGAUAAGGCUUUUCCCUGGGAGCGGCACAGCUAGGUGUGCCAACAUGGUUUCAAGACUCCAAGCCUCUCCUUCUGAAAGGCUGCCUGCACCUGAGUUGUGGUGUAGAAAGCUAAUAAAACAUAUUGAAGCCAUAA